Trypanosoma brucei brucei TREU927 is the source of this 1584-nucleotide messenger RNA. RefSeq lists its product as hypothetical. The record is from RefSeq and is a predicted model, not a curated record. The transcript has a single exon. The coding region runs from base 1 to 1584 and encodes 527 amino acids. Lineage: Eukaryota; Euglenozoa; Kinetoplastea; Trypanosomatida; Trypanosomatidae.
AUGAGUUUACCGGAGCUUGAUUCGGCAGCGGAGUCCCUGCUUCGUGACCCCCAGUACCUCCUGAAGCUCCACCACCGUGUGGCACAGUGUCUUAGGAACUGUAACCCCUCAACUUUCGUGAGGUCCAUGUCAACAGCAUUCACGGCUAUCGACUCGAAAUACCGCGCACGGGAUCGCGAGCAAAGCACAGAGCUUUGGCUUCUGAAAGGAAUUCUACGCCAAAUAUUCCCCGUCAAAUCUUUCAGUGAUAGAGAGUUGGCUAUACUUCUAGCGGCUCUUCCACUAAGCGAGUACAGUGGCGCUGCAGCGUCGGAGGAGGGAUGUAUUCGUGUUAGCCCUGUGACACUACUUCGGUGCUUACGGCAGAUGUGUCCUAUGCGUUCUUCUAUGUUGUACGAGACGCUCCGUGGGAUGGACGCAAAAUCACCUAGGCCUCAUGCUUCGGAGUUCCCUUGUGGCAGGGAACUUGCAGCACACACUCAAGUGGGGAAAGAGGACAUGUGCGUCCUUGACUCCGCUAUGCUCGUAGAUCAUUUAACGCAGACACAUGGUCUUACCCUUUCGGAAGCAUUUUUCUUGAUUGACUACUGCUCCACAAACACAGCGCCGUCGGCGACGAAGGUCGCAAUUGAGGCACCUUACCUCUAUGCGCUGCUAUAUCUUCGACCGCUUCCUGCUGAGCUUCAUUAUCAGUUGAUUUUAUCUGUCUUCGCGGAGGCGGUCGGUGACCCAAACAGGGAAGGCCACUCUGGUACCCUGGCCCUCAUCACAGAGUUGCGGCAGGUGCCGCUAGAGCCCCUUGACACAUCGGGUGGAACAGAAUUAUCGAGAGCCUGCGCUGACAUAGAUCAGGAUUUGGUGAGAUGUGGCCUGAGUGCUUCUUCUUUUGAAAAGCUAUGCAGCGGCAUUCGUGUCGGGCUGACGAAGGAUGAUAUACGUGAACUUUUUAGCUACCUCCGGGGUAGAGAGGGUGGCUUCCACGAGGUAUUAUCGGUAAAAACCCUCAUGCAAGAGUUUGUGUGCCACUUCGCCCCCGUUGGUGAGUCGCUUUUUGCCAUUGUCGUAGAAGCUGUGAGGCGCUACGUGGUCAAAGAAGGAGGUAUGCUGGCUCUACCGCGUCUUUAUCUCAACCUCCCCGAUGGUGAGCUCCCAAUUGAAACAUUUGUGGCCUCUUUUCGCAAGGCCGGGGUACCAGAUACUGUUAGUGAUGUAGAGGUCGAGUGGUUACGGUUCAAGGCUAGAAACAAAACUCAACUAAUAGCGCUGCUGGGCGGCAAGUGCUCUGCAAAGCGAGAAGCACUGAUCAAACAGCUGUUCGGGAGGAUGGCAGGUGGUUGCGACGCUUCAGGAGGAGUUGUGAACGUUACAACUGAACAUCUGCUGGCCUCUUUCCACCCUGGAAAUGCCGAGGGGGGACUUGUGAGCGGUGAGGAAUGGCGCCAUGUUAUGUCAUCGUGCCUCGGAGAAAAAUUCGCGUAUGAUCGUUUUUUUUAUUUCUGGAACUCUAUUUCCGCUGCUUGUAGUGACGACUCCGUUUUCACGAUGAUACUCUGGCGCUGCUUCAACAUGCACACGAAACCGUAA